Messenger RNA from Monoraphidium neglectum, 425 nucleotides. RefSeq lists its product as hypothetical. Gene Ontology annotation, molecular function: triacylglycerol lipase activity. The transcript has 4 exons. Lineage: Eukaryota; Viridiplantae; Chlorophyta; Chlorophyceae; Sphaeropleales; Selenastraceae. The record is from RefSeq and is a predicted model, not a curated record. The annotation marks the transcript as partial. Gene Ontology annotation, biological process: lipid metabolic process.
AUGGGCGCGUCCGUGAGCUAUCCCGAGUGGCGGGCGCUGGCGCGGCAGCUGGACCAUCUUGAUGACAACCGGCUCGGGGGCCGGUGCUUCAUCCAAGAGGGCAAGCUGUACGACCGGAAGCUGCUGCUGCAGAAGCUGUCGCACCUCAAGUCGGUGCGCGCGGGCGGCAACAUUCGAGAGAUGAUGUUCAGCCUCAGGGCAGACCUCGUGCGCAACGUCGCCAACAUAUCCAAGAGCCAAUUCCACGAGCACUCGUACACGGUGCCCUCCGCCAUCCGCGAGUGGACACAGGAGGUCAAGACGCAGCUGUCCACGCUGGCGGACUGGCCUGAGGCGGGGAUCAGCAAUGAGGAGAAGCUCACGUUCUUCAGGUUAGUGGGGGAGGGCGGGAUAGGGGAGGAGAUCGGGGUGGCGGCGCCGGGGCG